AUGAACAAGACCCUCCGUGUCUUGGCUCCGGGCCUUUCUCUGGCCGGCCGCCCUCCUCCUCUCCACCGCCUACAGGAAGCCUUUCCCCAUCCCUCUCAGUGCCCGUGGCACCUAGCAGUGGCCUCCCUCCAGAUCUGGCACAUUGCUUCACCUGAUGCCCGUUCUGAUGCCAAGACCCGAGAUCUUCGUCCCUUAGACAUCCUCUCCGAGGUCAUCCCUGUGAGUGGUGGUGGCAGCCCCUCUGGUGGGCUGCGGAUGAUUCAGGCCCGAGGAGCCCGGGGCUUCCAGCUCUCCGCCGUGGCCAACACCCGCCUUCUGAGCUUCCCGGCCUCCAGGCUUUUUCUACACUGUGACCUCUUCCCGGAAGAAUUUUCCAUCGUCAUCACCCUGAAGGCCCUCAACCUCCCGCCCAAGAAGAACGAAUACAUCUUCACGGUGGUGGAGGACCUCAGCGACACACUGCUGCUGGGGCUGCGCUACUCGCCCAACAAGCUGCACUUCGUCUUCCUGAGCCGGGAGUCGUCCGGCAGCUGGCAGACCCGAGUGACCUUCCAGGAUGUCCCUCUGACAGACAACCGCUGGCACACGCUGGUCCUGGCUGUGUCUGAAGGCUCCUUUUCACUCAUGGCAGACUGCAGUGUGCCCACGGAUGUGAUUGUGGACACGCCGUUCCCAGUGUCACUGAGCAUGGAGGGAUCCAGGUUUUUCAUUGGGAGUCGGCGGAGAAAGAAGGGCAUCUUCACUGGCUUGUUGAGGCAGCUGGUUCUGCUUCCCGGCUCCGAUGCCACCUCCCGGAUAUGCCCAAGCAGGAACGCUCAGCUGGCCGUGCUGUCCGUCCCUUCCGUCCUGCAAGACCUCACAGGGUCGCCAGCCGACGGGGUGCUUCAUUAUCCUUACGAAGCUGACCUGAAAGUGUCCUUGGGGCCUCGUCCUCAGUGCGCCCGGACGGAAGACGCCCGAUUCUGGUUCGACGUCUCUCGGAGGGGCCUCUACCUGUGCGUGGCCAAUGAGUGGAUAGCCAUGAUAGAAGCCAAGAGGAAGCUGGACUACUUGGAGGAGUACCAGAGCCUGGCCACGCUCUCUGAGACGAUGGGCAUCGAGGUGUUCACCAUCCCCCGCGUGGGGCUCCUGGCCGCCGCCGCCAAUCGCCAGGCCAGUUCCACUAUCUACAAGUGGGUGGAUGGGAAGUUUGUUUCUUAUCAGAACCUGCCCACUCAGCAAGCCCAGGCGUGGAAGCACUUCACCAUAGGAAGAAAGGUCUUCCUGGCCGUGGCGAACCUGGAGCCGAAGGAGAAGGGGCGGCAGGAGUUCUCGGUCAUCUACAAGUGGAGCGCGCGGAAGCUCAAGUUCGUGGCCUACCAGAGGAUCGUCACCCACAGCGCCAGGGACUGGGAGGCCUUCGAGAUCGGCGGCGAGUCCUUCCUGGCCGUGGCCAACCACCGGGAAGGGGACGAUCACAACAUCGACAGCGUCAUCUACAAGUGGAACCCCAGAUCGGGGCUCUUCGAAGCGAACCAGACCAUCGCGACGUCGGGCGCCUACGACUGGGAGUUCUUCACCGUCGGCCCCUACUCGUUCCUGGUGGUGGCCAACACGUUCAACGGCACGUCCACCAGGGUGUUCUCGCACGCCUACGUCUGGCUCGUCGGCUCCUUCCGGCUCUUCCAGUCUUUCCUGACCUUCGGGGCCGCCGACUGGGAAGUCUUCCACAUCGGGGAGCGCCUCUUCCUGGCCGUGGCCAACAGUCACAGCUACGACAGCGAGACUCGAACCCAGAACAACUCGUACGCCGUCAACUCCGUCAUCUACGAGCUGAACGUCACCGCCCAGAUGUUCGUCAAGUUCCAAGACAUCCCCACCUCCAGGCAGUAUUCAGGGCCCUGUGGCUACUUUGCCCUGGGACUGGGGGCUUCCCUGCAGGCUCUUGCCAGGGCUUGGAACUUCAAUGAGUGGGCCUGGGGUACUCUGCUGUUGACUCAGGCCAACUCUCACACCUCGGAGCCUGAAGUCCGAGGGAUGGCCUUUGAGAGGGACAGACUACCAGGCCAGGGCAAGAGGAACAGCCCUUCCCGGCUCUCUUCUCGGGGUUUGGGAGGGACUCCUCAUCCCUUGGGCAGCUCCAACCCCAACAGCUCCCCCCAGGCACCGCCUGCCAUGUUGGAUUUCUUUCUGGGCACAGGCCUGGAGCAGAGCCUGAGGGUGUCCCUGCUCUGUGCCGUCUUCCUCAGACAAGAGAUUGUCCUCCUGGUGCUGCUCACUGGCUUCUGCCUCAAAGUCCUCCCAGUCUUCCAGAGUGUGACCCCCCCACUGCCCUUCUGCUGCUAA
This is a messenger RNA of Gracilinanus agilis (Agile Gracile Mouse Opossum), 2325 nucleotides long. It is a transcript of the gene TSPEAR, whose product is annotated as thrombospondin type laminin G domain and EAR repeats. The transcript has 15 exons. Bases 1 to 2325 code for a protein of 774 amino acids. Lineage: Eukaryota; Metazoa; Chordata; Mammalia; Didelphimorphia; Didelphidae. The record is from RefSeq and is a predicted model, not a curated record. Gene Ontology annotation, biological process: signal transduction.